Messenger RNA from Balaenoptera ricei (Rice's whale), 2061 nucleotides. It is a transcript of the gene CRMP1, whose product is annotated as collapsin response mediator protein 1. Gene Ontology annotation, cellular component: cytosol; cytoplasm. The transcript has 14 exons. Gene Ontology annotation, molecular function: hydrolase activity, acting on carbon-nitrogen (but not peptide) bonds, in cyclic amides. Lineage: Eukaryota; Metazoa; Chordata; Mammalia; Artiodactyla; Balaenopteridae. Bases 1 to 2061 code for a protein of 686 amino acids. The record is from RefSeq and is a predicted model, not a curated record.
AUGGCGGACCGGCGGCGCGCGUGGAACACGGAGGACGACCUGCCCGUGUACCUGGCGCGGCCGGGCAGCGCGGCGCAGACCCCGCGCCAGAAGUACGGCGGCAUGUUCGCCGCGGUGGAGGGCGCCUACGAGAAUAAGACCAUCGACUUCGACGCGUACAGCGUGGGCCGCCGCGGCUCCGCGCGCACACCGCGCAGUGCGGGCCGGCUUGACGCGGUCGGCCUGCCGGGGCCCGGAGGCAGCGAGGACACGGCCAGCGACGUGAGCGAUCCCUCGGGCUCGGCAGUCAGUUCGCCGGGCGAGCGCGACGAGCGACCGCCUGCGCUGCGCAUCCGCUGCCCCGCGCCCCGCGCCCUGCCACUCGGCCGGGACAAUGGCCAGAGUGACCGACUCCUCAUCAAGGGUGGACGAAUCAUCAACGAUGACCAGUCCUUCUAUGCCGACGUCUACCUGGAAGAUGGACUCAUAAAGCAAAUAGGAGAGAACUUAAUUGUUCCCGGUGGAGUGAAGACCAUUGAGGCCAAUGGGCGGAUGGUUAUUCCGGGAGGUAUCGAUGUCAACACGUACCUGCAAAAGCCCUCCCAGGGGAUGACAGCCGCUGAUGACUUCUUCCAAGGGACCAAGGCAGCACUGGCAGGAGGGACCACAAUGAUCAUUGACCAUGUUGUCCCUGAACCUGGGUCCAGCCUGCUGACCUCCUUCGAGAAAUGGCACGAAGCGGCAGACACUAAGUCCUGCUGCGACUACUCCCUCCACGUGGACAUCACCAGCUGGUACGAUGGUGUUAGGGAGGAGCUCGAGGUGCUGGCGCAGGACAAAGGUGUCAAUUCCUUCCAAGUCUACAUGGCCUAUAAGGAUCUCUACCAAAUGUCCGACAGCCAGCUCUACGAAGCCUUCACCUUCCUUAAGGGGCUGGGAGCUGUGAUCUUGGUCCACGCAGAAAAUGGAGAUUUGAUAGCUCAGGAACAAAAGCGGAUCUUAGAGAUGGGCAUCACGGGUCCUGAGGGCCAUGCUCUGAGCAGACCUGAAGAGCUGGAGGCCGAGGCCGUGUUCCGAGCCAUCACCAUCGCGGGUCGGAUCAACUGCCCUGUGUACAUCACCAAGGUGAUGAGCAAGAGCGCAGCGGACAUCAUCACCCUGGCCAGGAAGAAAGGCCCCCUCGUUUUUGGCGAACCCAUCGCUGCCAGUCUGGGGACGGAUGGCACGCAUUACUGGAGCAAGAACUGGGCCAAGGCGGCGGCCUUCGUGACCUCCCCUCCCCUGAGCCCGGACCCCACCACGCCCGACUACCUGACCUCCCUGCUGGCCUGUGGAGACCUGCAGGUCACAGGCAGCGGCCACUGUCCCUACAGCACUGCCCAGAAGGCAGUGGGCAAGGACAACUUCACUCUGAUCCCUGAGGGCGUCAACGGGAUAGAGGAGCGGAUGACCGUGGUCUGGGACAAGGCAGUGGCAACUGGCAAAAUGGAUGAGAACCAGUUUGUUGCUGUUACCAGCACGAAUGCAGCCAAGAUCUUUAACCUGUACCCCAGAAAAGGGCGGAUUGCCGUGGGCUCGGACGCCGACGUGGUCAUCUGGGACCCUGACAAGGUGAAGACCAUAACAGCCAAGAGUCACAAGUCGGCUGUGGAGUACAACAUCUUCGAAGGCAUGGAGUGCCACGGCUCCCCGUUGGUGGUCAUCAGCCAGGGCAAGAUCGUCUUUGAGGACGGCAAUGUCAAGGUCAACAAGGGCGUGGGCCGCUUCAUCCCGAGGAAGCCCUUCCCCGAGUACCUCUACCAGCGCGUCAGGAUCAGGAACAAGGUUUCUGGGUUGCAAGGGGUUCCCAGGGGCAUGUAUGACGGUCCUGUGUAUGAGGUGCCAGCCACACCCAAAUAUGCAACUCCUGCUCCUUCUGUCAAGUCCUCGCCUUCCAAACACCAGCCUCCACCGAUCAGAAACCUCCACCAGUCCAACUUCAGUUUAUCAGGUGCCCAGAUAGAUGACAACAACCCCCGGCGCACCGGCCACCGCAUCGUGGCACCCCCUGGUGGCCGCUCCAACAUCACCAGCCUCGGGUGA